Molecule: messenger RNA, 1038 nt
Organism: Contarinia nasturtii (swede midge)
Lineage: Eukaryota; Metazoa; Arthropoda; Insecta; Diptera; Cecidomyiidae
Product: serine protease persephone-like
Exons: 7
Coding region: 140-967 (275 amino acids)
Biological process (GO): proteolysis
Molecular function (GO): serine-type endopeptidase activity
Source: RefSeq, a predicted model, not a curated record
UAUAAGAAACAGAUACAUUCAAAAGAAGACUGUACGAUUUAUUAUUUGCAGUAAUUAACAUUUUCAACAAUUCAAUUGUGUUGAUUUGCGAAGUGUAAUACACAUUAUAUAGCUGCGUGAAUUCAAUUUCAUUGUGACGAUGGCAGUUGUGUUUCUGUUUGUUUUAUUUUUUUUAUGUCUCAAAGUGAACGGUGCACCUUUUGGUGCUAAGGGAGAUCAUACGCGGCCAUCAAAAUUUCUUGUUGAAAAACCAAACGAGUUCCCGUGGAUGGCAGCACUAUUCUAUAGAAAUGUAACUUUCACUUGCGGUGGCACUAUUAUAUCGGAGAAUUUCAUUAUGACCGCAGCACAUUGUGUUAAGGAAUCCAAAAGACCGUCCAUAGUUCAAGUGGGAAAACUAACGCUCAAUGGUGACGAUGGCUUGGAAGGAAAAAUCUAUAAAAUCGAGGCAAUUACACGCCAUCCACAAUAUAACACUACAACGGGGAAAAAUGAUAUUGCAUUGAUUCAAACUCGUGAAAAAAUUAAUUUUACGUCCGAUAUUGCAGCGGCAAACUUGCAGACGGAUACGAAUGAUGUUGAUUCUGAACUCAUUGUGACCGGUUGGGGUGCACUCGCAUUUGGAGAAUCCAAUUCAAACAAAUUGCUGAAAACAAACUUAACAACGGUACCAUUACGCGAAUGUAAUUCAACUUGGAUUGAAUGGAACAAAAGUGAAAAUUUAGUAAUUUUUCGAAAUGGUAUAAGCAAUGGACAAUAUUGUGCAUAUGAUCCAGAAGGAAGAAGAGAUUCUUGCCAUGGAGAUAGUGGAAGUCCUCUUCAGUAUUUCGCGAACAGUAAUUCAAGCACAGCGACCAUAGUUGGCAUUGUUUCAUUGGGUUAUUUUUGUGGUAUUCCAUUACCAAGCAUCUACACUCGUGUGGCUUAUUACGUUGAUUGGAUCGAAUCCAUCGUGUGGCCACAAUAAAUGAUUUUUUCAAAUCUGGACUUUCUCAUUCGGCUUGAAAAAAAAACCAACUAGGCCCAUAUGAUUGUUAA